This is a messenger RNA of Orbicella faveolata, 2810 nucleotides long. Its product is annotated as vascular endothelial growth factor A-like. The record is from RefSeq and is a predicted model, not a curated record. Gene Ontology annotation, biological process: positive regulation of cell population proliferation; positive regulation of protein autophosphorylation. NCBI's taxonomy places the organism in Eukaryota, Metazoa, Cnidaria, Anthozoa, Scleractinia, Merulinidae. Gene Ontology annotation, molecular function: growth factor activity; growth factor receptor binding. Gene Ontology annotation, cellular component: membrane.
GUUGUCUUUUGACUUCAGCUCUCUGCUGUCAAAAAGACCGGCAGCAAGCCGAGAGUAAUCCGAUUUUUUGUGUGACGUAGUUCCGGUAAUUUAACCCGCCUUGUUUAAAAAGGACGCUAUUGUGUGGUGUUGAAUUUCAGAGUGUUUCGAACUGCGUGUAAGAAGCCGUGCAAAAAGCCUUGCGAGUACUUGGCGUUUUAGUAUCCUCGAACUAAUUUUUGGUUUACAUAACUGUGAGAAUCAUGAAAGUCUGGCUUUUCUUGGUUCUUGUGUUGAUCGUGCUUUCGUGCGAAGCAGGAAAGAAGAAGAAGAAGAAGACAUCUUCAUCUAAUAACCUUAAAAAUCUGUUUUUACGUCGACGACCAACAGCUAGACCGACAACUGAACCGACAAAGCCUCCCCCAGUGCAAGUGAAGAAGGUUAAUCUGAAGAACAUAGACUUCACAAGCAUCAACACAACAGAUCAAUUUUACGAAGUCUUUAACUUGCCGCGCCUUAAGCAGCAUGGUCAUGGAUCUGGUGGUGUUGGAAGUGACCAUUCAACUGCAAUGCAGGAUUAUUCAGAAUGGGGUUGCAAAUUCCGUCCAACACUGGUUCAUCUUCCUGCUCCACCAUAUGGUAGAGGAUUUAUUUUUCCAUCAUGUGCAACAGUGAAUCGCUGUUCAGGUUGCUGUGGUGUAAGUAACCUUGAAUGCAAACCAGUGGGUGUAACCAAGGUUCAAGUGGAUUACUACCAUUUUCAACCCAAUGGUUCAUAUACAGAAACGUCAAGACUGGUGGAUGAACACCUUGGUUGUGCUUGUCAAUGUUCUCAGACUGCUGACUCUUGUUUGAAGACACAAUUCUUGAAUCCAGGUCUAUGCCAGUGUGAAUGUUUACCACAAAAUCAAGAAGACGCGUUGGACUGUCCGCAAAAAGGAAAUUUUCAGUAUGAUCCAAAAACUUGCAGUUGUGUUUGUAAAACAGUGCGCCACUGUGAUCAUGAUCCAAAUUUACGAUGGAGUGAUAAGGAUUGUGCCUGUGUAUGCAAGAAGGAGAAAUGCCCAUCGAGGCAAUUUUUGGAUAAGAACACCUGCCAAUGUGUCUCUGAAGUAUUGGGCCAGCGGCAAUAAACCAUGUCCCUCUAUCAUGUUCCCUUUACCAGAGAACCAAAUGAACAUUUCAGAUAGCUCUUUAUUGUCACACUCUCAUUUCCACCUAACAUGUACAGGCUACAGGUAGGGCUAGCACUGUCCAAGACUCAAUCUAAGACAUUCUACACAGAGGACUUAAAAACCAAAAUGAUCUGUAAGCAUAGUGUCUUUCACUGGUUACUUAUCUACUUAACGUCACAACAGAUUAACUUCCAGUUGGAGAUGCCAUAUUCAGAUAUCUGAGUGUAUAAUGCUGCCAUCAGAAUUAAAUUUUUUGAACUCCUGUCAGUGACAGACAUGUUUACCCAGUUUCAGUUUUUUGACUUUUCAGUGAUCAGGUUUUCUGUUUAUAUUUUUGUCUUUACAGUUUUGACCUCUUGUAAUCAAACAAGUAAAUUUACAAAACAUUUAGCUGAAUGGAAGACACUUCAUUUGUUCAAGAGAGAUUUAAUUAGUUAAAACCUUGGUCAAAAAAAUAUCUUUUUAAACUAGCCUUUUAACAUACAUUUUCUUUUAAUCAUAACUUACAUUAUUUUUUUAAAUAUGGGCUUUUUUAAUCUUUAAAUUUUUUACUCAUUUUUACUCAUUUUUAUUGUGAAGUGCCUAAGGUAUGUUAUCAGUGGAGUAGUGCUAUAGAAAUGUACCGGUAAUUUUGUUUAACCCUUCAAUCAACCAUUUGAAAUUUCGCAGCAGAUUUGUGUUCUUGUGAUUUUUAAACUCAUUUAUUAUUAACUACUUACUAAUCGAGAGUGAGGUCUUAAUGGGAAAAUCUAAAACUGAGACCUUGCCAUAUUGACUGAUGAGCAACAGCAAGGUCAAUACUGCAAGGCCAAGGUUUGAGAUUUGCCCGUAAAGACCAAACGCCAGAGGUUAAUCAGUUGUUUCUAUAUGGCUUUUUGCUUUGCAUUUGUGGGCCUGUAAUUGGCCCAUGGGCAUUACAGGAGAAUAAUGCCCUGGAAUUUGCCAAUCAGAGCUUGCGUUACAUUGGCUGCAAACACAAGCCAUAUAUAUUAUUAAUUAACGUUAAUAAUUAGUCAACUUGAUAAAAUAAACAAAAUCACUUGAGACGAUGUAUCAUCAAUCAUCACAGGCAUUUCUGAACCCCUCAAAUAAUUUCUGCCAGAUGUAGGUACUUUGUAUUUUCAACUCUUUUACUUGUUUUUGGUUUGUUACCCAUAUACAGAGUGUACUUAAAAUUUAUCGGUUUUGAUAUCUUAACUAAUGUUGUGACUCAACACUGCUGUACAAACAUUGUGGAAAAAAAAUGAAAUACUUAAUUUUUAUUUUAAUUUGUUAUUAAAUGUUUAUUAGCAACUCAUUAAAUAAUAUGUCAAUAAUUAUUUUAUAAUAUAUAUUUUUUAAAAUGGGCCUCACUACUAAUUUUUUACUGUUUUUAAACCAGAGAAAAUCAGUUUUACACAGCUUUUCAAUAUGAUGAUAGCAGAGUAUGGUACUUUUCCUCUAAAGUAUGCAAUGGUAUUGCUGCGUUCAUUGUUUAUUUAGUUCAUAGUAAAGAUGCAAAAUGGUAAUUCAAAUUUGAUUUUCCUGUUUGCCAUUAUGUUUGUUCAUGGGUAUAAAGCUUCAUUAUGGAAAAAUGUUCUAGAUCAGGUUGUUAUCAUGGAAUGAUAGUAGCUUUGGAAUGAUUAUAUUAAUUAAAAGGAAUUUUGUAGACUUUCA